AUGCCUCUUUCCCACAAGUCUAAUCUAUCUAUAGCUAUCCGAAAAGCAGACGCCAACAACUCCAGCAAGCAUGAGAAAACGAAAAGCCGGACUCCAAGCAUUCCGCUGGGAGAGAUCCUGUCCUUGAACUUCCUUCCCUUGGUUGGUCUGGUCGGUGCCGCUGCUACCUCUUUACCGCUGGUGAAAAGCUUCAAGCCGGAGCUUGCACCCAUCACAACUUCGUUUGAUGAACAAUCCGAAACACAAUUCUCCACUCUCAAGGAUCGCUUGAAUGAGCUGUAUGGCCCCCUCAACGUUCCCGAGGAUAGCGAUGUCUUUAGUAACCAUACUGUCACUGCGAAGUCUAUUGCAAGUGGUAAGUCCGACACGAAAAAACGCAGUGGAGACGAGCGGAAGUCUAUAGUUGGUGACCAGUCAGACUCUAAUUCGGACGAUGACAGUCUCGAUGAUGUCAAUCCUGACAACGAAGAGGAUCUCAAAGACUAUGUCCCAGGAGGGUACCACACGUGCUUCAUUGGAGAGAACUACAAGAAUGAAAAAUACACCCUAGUUCGGAAACUCGGCUGGGGACAUUUUUCCACGGUUUGGUUGGCGCGCGAUAACGAUAAACAAUGCCAUGUGGCGAUGAAAAUCGUGCGGAGCGCUAAGCACUACACCGAUACUGCCAUCGACGAGAUCAAAUUGCUAGACAAGGUGACCUCGUCCGAAAUUCAUCAUCCAGGACAUCAACAUGUAAUUCAACUUCUCGACACAUUUACUCACCAAGGCCCCAACGGUGUUCAUGUGUGCAUGGUCUUCGAAGUCCUCGGAGAAAAUCUAUUGGGAUUAAUACGCCGUUAUAAGCAUCGCGGUAUCCCUAUUAUCUUUGUAAAACAGAUUGCUAAACAACUUUUGGCAGCAUUGGACUUCUUGCACAGAACGUGUGGCGUCAUUCACACUGAUUUAAAACCAGAAAAUGUGUUAAUUGAAAUAGGAGAUGUGGAACAGAUUGUUCGCAUGGUAGAAGCGGAGGAACAACAAGCAAAACUCCAACGCAAGUUGCUGCGCACUAAAUCCAAGUCUGGAUCCCACUCUUACACAAACCUUUCGCCAGGAGCUUCCAAUGUUCCAGCCAAUUCUAAUCAGGCAAACACGACCCUCCAGAGAGUCAAAUCCAUUUCUGAAGUCGCAAAUUCAUCAUCACUUGGCAGAUUCGGUCGCAGAUCACGUCGGCAAACACUUAUUACAGGAUCUCAACCAUUACCUUCGCCCCUCAGAUCUUUCAGUCGCUCGUUUUUGAAUGCAUCUGCCAUCACCACAAGCAACACCCCUUUGAGACAAGAUUCAACUGGUUCAUUUUUCAUGAACGUGGCUGCACAAACCCAUGAGGGUAUCAAACCCAUUGGAAGUCAGAGUUCACUCGGGAACAGCAUAGGGCCUAUUCAAAGCAGAAGCUCUUUCCUUAACAACUCUGAGACUGAAGAGGGAGAAAAUUUAGAAAAGAGUCUUAACAAUUCUAUCUCCUCGAUGUCUAUAGCUCAAAACUUCAAUAAUUCGGGAACCCAACUUAAUCAUACCGGUACCAAUGAGUCUUUUGAUGAUUCCAUGAUCAUUGGUGAUGAAGAAUUGAUAUCUGUGAAAAUUGCAGACCUCGGUAAUGCCUGUUGGGUGCAUCAUCACUUCACUGAUGAAGUGCAAACGAGACAAUACAGAUCACCAGAAGUUCUUCUCGGACAUCACUGGGGUGCAUCUGCUGAUCUCUGGUCAUUUGCUUGUUUGAUUUUCGAACUCCUUACUGGUGACUAUCUUUUUGACCCAAAGAAUGGUAAGUCAUACACAAAAGACGAUGAUCAUAUUGCGCAAAUCAUAGAGCUUAUUGGACCAUUCCCUAGAACAUUUUUGAAAGAAUGUUACUAUUCGAAGGAUUUUUUCAACAGCGAGGGAGAUUUACAUCGUGUUUCGAAACUCAAACCAUGGGGUCUAAAGGAUGUUCUUAUCGAGAAGUAUAAAUUCUCUGUCACAGAUGCUGUCGAAAUCUCAAGUUUCUUGCUUCCAAUGCUUACCUUGCAACCAGAUCAGCGUGCUGAUGCUGGUGGAAUGCUCAACCACCCAUGGUUGAGCGACGCUCUUGGCCUCGAAAAUGUGGUUUUAGAGAGGCCUGUUGGAGGCUCUGGAGAGGACAUUCCUGGAUGGUCCAGAGAAGCCAGCACCAACACUGCGAAAAACAAUUUCCGGUUUAACUUUGCUCAUCCUUGA
Australozyma saopauloensis is the source of this 2235-nucleotide messenger RNA. RefSeq names its product serine/threonine protein kinase. Gene Ontology annotation, biological process: peptidyl-serine phosphorylation; spliceosomal complex assembly; regulation of mRNA processing. The record is from RefSeq and is a predicted model, not a curated record. Gene Ontology annotation, molecular function: ATP binding; protein serine/threonine kinase activity. NCBI's taxonomy places the organism in Eukaryota, Fungi, Ascomycota, Pichiomycetes, Serinales, Metschnikowiaceae. The transcript has a single exon. The coding region runs from base 1 to 2235 and encodes 744 amino acids. Gene Ontology annotation, cellular component: nucleus; cytoplasm.